AUGAAACAAGAAUCGAAGUGCAAAGAUGAAGCAGAAACAAAUAAAGGUGAAGGAACAGUAUCGGCAGCUCGUGACACCAGGGUUAUAAGUAUUAGUUCCGAUGACAACGAAUGUCUGGAUGGAAAAGUGGGAUCUCAUGUGAUGGGUGUGGUGACUUCUGCUGACUCGGAGAACUCUGGUGCAACGGUGGUAACCACCGAGCCUCCCAAGUCGUCGCCAACCCAGACGAUGGAGCCGGUGAAGCCCUCUGCAGACGUACUGUCCGGCACUCAGUGGACUGCUUUAUCAGUGCCAACAGGUGGAGUUCAAUCGGCAGCACCACAGGUGCUAGACAAAGUGCCGAUUGCUGGAGCUACGCACGGCUCAGUACUGUCUCCCUACCCGAUACCUUCUGACCUUGUCCCAAGUUUCUUUUUGCCAACAAAUCCGAUUGCUAGUCAGACACCCUUAAGAUUGCCAACACAAAACACAAAAUCCAGGCUUCGUAGGGCACUUACUACGCGCAAACGUAGAGGUGCUGUACAGACUGCUGGUUUCCGAUCGGCGAUGGCAGUACCGAUAGCUGGAGCUACGUACCUCGCAGCAUUCUCUCCGUAUAGUUUCCAUACUGAUUUGUCACCGACUCCCUUUCACCAAACAAAUCUGUCCGUAAAUCCGAUGGUACUGAGUUUACCGACAUCAAGCACACAAAUGACUGGUCUUACAGGGCCCUAUUCAUACACAUUUUCGGGCUUUCAACAGAACAUUUCACCAGUGGAAACUAACGGUGUCGAACCGACAGUGACGGGGGUGGUAGGAUCAGAACCUACAGUUCAAACCACGAACAGUAUGGGAAAUUCCCUCCGCCAGGAUAAUCCUAAUUCGUCGCCACUCUCCAUUCCAAGAAGUCUGCCUAUUAACCCAACAGUGAUGUCACCUGCAUCAAGCUCACGAACCACGGUUCCUACGUCAUCAGUCGAAAUGUCGAUGCUAUCUAACCUGUCAAACUUCCAUGUUUCUGUGACAGCACAAAGUACCCCAAAGACAACUGAAAAGACGGUGGUUCCUAAUGUUACAUGUAAAGGACCUGUAACCUGUACAAUAACGAGGGUUGGAGGUACGGUAACAGAGAUGAAAGGCAAAACACCGGAUGCUGGUGGUACGGGAUCAUCAAGCAUCAAACCUAAUGACAGAGAAUUUAUGCCCACAAAACUGGCCACAUUGACUUCACAGGACGUGAAGUACUUCUAUGCACCGGCGCAUAGCACUGCACUUCCGAAACCCAGGCAUGACCAGACGACAGUCCCUGGGUCAAACUGCCAACAAGCUGCUUUGAGCACGGAGGCUACUAGCGUUGGAUCGACGACGACAAAGCGAGAAGGCUCUGCGCCGAUAACUGAAGCUAGGAGCCAUUUAGCACAGUACCCCCACAAGAGCUAUGCCCAUUGUUCGUCUGUCACAACUCCAACAAAAGAUGUGUCCCUUAAUGUGACACUGGCGAUGUUCCCUACAUCAACCAUGCAAAACACAAUUACGUCUUCUGUCCAAAAUUCUAUGUUAUCUAACAUGUCACAAUUUCGUAACUCUCUAGGAGCUCAGACAAGGGUGCCAAAAAAUAUUGCAAAGACAGUACUUUCGAGAGCUACACACGAAAAGCACUUAAAUUAUUCAGUGGUUUCGAGAGCAAAGACUUCAGGUGUUGAGGGGAAACGUGUAGAGCACAGCACGGUGAGUCAAGCGUCACUGUGGCCAUCACUACAAUUCAGCGAGGUUGCUUCAGUCCAAACGAUCCAGCGAAAUUUGCCAACCUGGUGGCAGGUACCUCAAUCAUGUGCCGUAACAGGUACAAACAAAUUCGUCACACAACCUGCUGAGAUUCAGCCACUUGAUCUCUCGCGGAGUGGCACCAGACAGCAGCCAUCAUUACAGCCACCUGGUGUUCCGCCGCGGCUACAGCUGCCUCCACCUCCUGCUUCAUCACAUUAUGCCAUCCCAAGGCAUAUGCUACAGUCGGGAAUUCCUUCUUUACCUACUCCGCAAUAUUUUACACCCAGAAUACCACCACGUUUCCCAGAAAGGCCACUCCUAUUUCCACGUACUGUCGCAGCACCUCGCACUCCAAAGCGUAGGCAUCGACCUACCCGUCCUUCGGCAGGGUCUGCGGUCACACUACAGAUUUCUGCAGCUAACGUUGAUCGAACACCACCAUAUGGAAUGGUAACACAACCUAACGAUGCGCGUCAAAGUGUAAUAGUAAGGGUGCCGAGAACAGCUGCUGCCACCACAAAGUGUAACAACCAGACUGAAGUGUCACCAACAUCUAUUCCCAGUGUUUCAGUAGAUGCUCUGUCUGCGUCAUCAGCACCAGAUCCUCCCGGCACUGACCGCGGCACUCACCCAGGAGCUCACUAG
Schistocerca cancellata (South American locust) is the source of this 2391-nucleotide messenger RNA. Its product is annotated as mucin-5B-like. Bases 1 to 2391 code for a protein of 796 amino acids. NCBI's taxonomy places the organism in Eukaryota, Metazoa, Arthropoda, Insecta, Orthoptera, Acrididae. The transcript has a single exon. The record is from RefSeq and is a predicted model, not a curated record.